AUGGUUUAUGUCCCUUUUACAACUAGUGACCUGUAUAACUGGAAGAAUCAGAACCCCUCAUUCUCUCAGAAUCCCCAGGGACUCAUCUCUCUUUUGGAGUCUGUAUUUUUUACCCAUCAGCCCAUUUGGGACGACUGUCAGCAACUCCUCCAGACUCUGUUCACUUCGGAGGAGAGAGAAAGAGUAAAAGCGGAGGGGAGAAAACUGGUCCUCGGACCAGAUGGCCAGUCAGUGUCAGACCUGGCACGGCUGGAGGCCGUUUUUCCACUCUCCCGACCCUCGUGGGACCCCAACUCAGAUCAAGGUAAGGAGGCUCUCGAUCGGUAUCGCCAGACUCUGCUGAGGGGAGUCCGAGCAGCUGCGCGGAAGCCCACCAAUCUGUCUAAGGUAACUGAAACUGUGCAGGGACCAAAUGAAUCCCCGGCUGCUUUUCUAGAGCGCUUGUGUGAAGCCUACAGGCUCUACACCCCCAUAGAUCCAGAGGCGCCAGAAAACAGGCGGGCAGUUAACAUUGCUUUCGUGUCCCAGUCGGCCCCAGACAUAAGAAAAAAGUUACAAAAGUUAGAAGGCUUUGAGGGAAAGAUGCUGUCAGAAUUGGUAGAGGUAGCACAGAAGACAUUCAACAAUAGAGAAGACCCUGGUGAACUAACCAAAAAGAUGGCACAGGCGGAAGGUCCGGUGUCUAAAGAGCGAACCCCUAUUCAAGGAGCUACUGGGAAGACAAAAUCAUAUCCAUGGACUCAGGCCCGAAUAACCAAUUUAGGGGCUGGGACAGUGACCCACUCAUUCCUAGUGAUGCCAGAAUGUCCUUACCCCUUACUAGGACGGGACCUCCUCAGCAAAUUACAAGCCACCAUCUCAUUCCAGGGGGAAGGAGCAAAAAUAGCCCUUAAUGCCAGACCUGACACCGUGCUCCUGACGUGUCCGUUAAGUGAGGAAUACAUCCUCACCGAGGAUCCCGGGGAAACUAUGUUGGCCCAAAGCACUUCACUGCUCCAAGAACUACAGCAAAAGAUACCAGGAGUAUGGGCUGAAGGCAAUCCCCCUGGGUUGGCGACUCACAGGCCCCCGAUUGUAGUACAGCUCACUAGUACUGCUGUUCCAAUACGGGUUAAGCAAUACCCAAUAAGCCAGAAGGCCCGGAAGGGCAUCGCAGUACAUAUAAAAAGACUGAAGGAGGCCGGGAUCUUGGUGCCCUGUCACUCCCCAUGGAAUACACCUUUACUUCCUGUACAAAAACCUGGAACAGAGGAUUUCAGGCCAGUUCAGGAUUUAAGAGAAGUCAACAAGAGGGUAGAGACUAUACACCCAACAGUACCCAACCCUUAUACCCUCCUGAGCCUGUUACCACCGAGUCAUCAAAUAUAUACAGUCCUAGAUUUAAAGGAUGCUUUUUUCUCCUUGCUGCUGGCCCCCUCCAGCCAGGCCAUUUUUGCAUUUGAAUGGACGGACCCUGAAGAAGGGGAAUCGGGACAGCUGACCUGGACUCGGUUGCCCCAGGGAUUUAAAAACUCUCCUACUCUGUUUGAUGAGGCUCUCAGCCAGGACUUAGGCACGUUCCGGAAAGAACAUCCAGAGGUCACCCUACUCCAAUAUGUGGACGACCUCCUCCUUGCUGCAGCAACUCAGAGUAAGUGCCGGGAAGCUACUGAGACCCUGUUGAGGACUCUAGACAAAUUGGGGUACCGGGUGUCUGCUAAGAAAGCCCAACUUUGCACCCCAAAAGCCACUUACCUGGGGUAUGAACUCAGCGGAGGAAAGAGAACUUUAUCUGCUAGCCGAAUACAGGCUAUCUUGCAAAUCCCGGUCCCCAAAACAAAGAAGCAGGUGCGGGAAUUCCUAGGGGCAGUAGGGUAUUGCCGCCUUUGGAUAUUAGGUUUUGCAGAGAUGGCAAAACCCCUAUACACCUGCACUGGGGGAAAAACUGAAGAACUAAAUUGGACUGAGAAUGAGACUAAGGCUUUUCAGGACCUUAAACAAGCCUUAGUCAGUGCGCCAGCAUUGGCGCUGCCAGACCUCACUAAGCCAUUCCAGUUGCAUGUGGCAGAGGCCAGGGGAAUCGCGAAGGGGGUGCUAACCCAGCUCUUGGGGCCAUGGAAGAGGCCUGUGGCAUAUUUAUCCAAGAGACUAGACCCUGUAGCUGCAGGAUGGCCAGGCUGCCUGAGGGCGGUAGCGGCCACAGCCAUACUGGUCAGAGAAGCCUCAAAGCUCACCCUUGGGCAAGACUUGCAGGUGGUGGCCCCCCAUGCCGUGGAAACCCUUCUGCGAAGCCCGCCUGAGCGGUGGCUUUCAAAUGCCCAUAUUACCCAGUACCAAGUGCUCCUGCUCGACCCUCCGCGGGUGAGCUUUCUUAAGACAGCAGUUCUAAACCCUGCAACCUUGCUGCCGGAUGAUGAUCCUGAGCAGCCCCUCCACAACUGCGUUGAAACCCUGUCCUCUUUGAGAAAUCUUCGAGAGGACCUGACUGACCAACCCCUCCGAGACCCGGAUGAGACUUUAUACACAGAUGGGAGCAGCUUCGUGGACGGAGGGACCAGGUACGCAGGAGCAGCGGUCGUGACAGCUGAUAAGGUAAUCUGGGCGCAGGCGUUGGGACACGGGACAUCGGCUCAGAAGGCAGAAUUAAUUGCCCUCACCCAAGCGUUGCGGUGGGCAAAAGGAAAAACAGUAAACAUAUAUACUGACAGCCGAUAUGCUUUUGCUACGGUUCAUGUCCAUGGGGCCUUAUAUCAGGAAAGGGGACUCUUGACAUCGGGAGGAAAGGAAAUAAAAAACGUCCAGGAGAUCCUCGCCCUCCUGGCAGCCCUCUGGCUGCCAAAGGCAGUAGCAGUCAUACACUGCAGGGGACACCAAUCAGCUGACACUCCGGAGGCGCGAGGAAACGCAUUUGCAGACAAAACAGCAAAGGAGGCAGCCCAAAAACCAGUGGGGCCUCUACAUAUCCUGCCAGCUCUCCCGACAAAGGUCUUCGAAGAGACCCCCGUCUAUUCAGAGACUGAUAACGAACUGGUAAAGAGGCUCCAGGUUAAGGAGGUAUCUGGAGGAUGGAGAGAAUUACCCGACACCAGACUGUUCAUUCCGGAGGCCCUGGGAAGGGAACUCAUUUCUCAGGUCCAUCAGAGCACCCAUCUAGGGGGAACCAAGCUGGUAGAAUUGCUUAAACGAGACUAUUAUAUCCCUAAGCUCUUCCAGGUCUCGAUGGACAUUGCAAGGAGAUGCCACGUCUGUGCACAGGUAAACCCUGGGAGGCACCCCCCCUUGGCCCAAGGAACCAGACUCAGAGGAAGAAGUCCUGGAGAACAUUGGGAAGUAGACUUUACAGAAUUGCCCCCAGGGCGGGGAGGAUAUCGAUACCUGCUGGUUUUUAUUGACACGUUCUGCUGGCCAGAAGCUUACCCUACCAAGUCUGAAGCAGCACAGAUAGUAGUUAAGAAAUUAGUUUCAGAAAUUAUUCCCAGGUUUGGCCUACCUGUUGCAAUGGGGUCCGACAAUGGCCCGGCAUUUAUUGCCCACAUCACUCAACUAUUGGCAAAAAUGUUAGGCAUAAGUUGGAAAUUACAUUGUAUCUAUAGGCCUCAAAGUUCAGGGCAGGUAGAGAGGAUGAAUCGGACCUUAAAGGAAACCUUAACAAAAUUAAAACUGGAGACUGGUGAGAACUGGGUAAGCCUUCUUCCUUUUGCCCUUCUCCGGGCCCGUUGUACCCCUUAUGUAAAGGGCCUUACCCCCUUUGAGAUUCUCUUUGGCCGACCCCCACCACUGCUUCCCAAGCUAGGGGAAGAAGUGUUGGCAUCCCUUUCUAAUCACAACCUCCUAAAGUCCCUACAGGCCUUACAGUUAAGUUCCAGACUUAACCACCGGCUGGUCCGAGAGGCUCACCGAGACCCAUCCCCUGGGACUACACCUGCACCACCUGCAUUUCAACCAGGAGACCUGGUGUGGGUGCGGAAGCACGAGCCAUCAUCCCUGGAGGCCAGGUGGACUGGACCCUUCACUGUUGUCCUCAGCACCCCAUCAGCGGUGAAGGUUGCAGGAAAAAAGCACUGGAUACAUCGAACCCAAAUCAAGAAGGCAGAAGCAGAGGACCAGCCGGAGAGAUGGACCAUCCUGCGCACCAAGGACCCCCUGAAAGUCUGA
Eptesicus fuscus (big brown bat) is the source of this 4134-nucleotide messenger RNA. RefSeq lists its product as uncharacterized. Gene Ontology annotation, molecular function: aspartic-type endopeptidase activity; RNA-DNA hybrid ribonuclease activity; nucleic acid binding. The record is from RefSeq and is a predicted model, not a curated record. Gene Ontology annotation, biological process: DNA integration; virion assembly; proteolysis. NCBI's taxonomy places the organism in Eukaryota, Metazoa, Chordata, Mammalia, Chiroptera, Vespertilionidae.